UUGUUUUUAGAAGUGGCCUCAACCUUCACUUGUUCUCCAGCCGAGGCGUGCAGAAUAGGGCCGCACGAAGCCAAGAAACUCAGUCUAACCUGGAAGCCAAUUUGUAUGCCAGAACUGGACGUAAUUGAGUCGCCCGAGGAGACUGCUUAUUUUGAGCUCAUGUUUAUUAACUCAUCAGAUUCAGACACUGAAGCGACUACAGAAGCGCACCCACCAAUCCGGAUUCAGGCAGUAGGCCGCAAACAGAAUCUUUCUGUUUGGGUUCAGAAUAACGAGAUCGACAUGGGUAUCUGUUGGUACGACCGAUUAUACCAGGACAUCAUUGUCAUCCAAAAUAGAUCUAAUAGUGCAGUGAAGGUGCAAGUCGAUACUCCGUUUCCCCUGAAGGAUCAUCUUCAAGUUAUGCCAAAAGUUGGCUAUGUUCAGGUGGGUGGCUAUCUUGGCUAUCGGUCCACUUCAUUAUUUACUCUGCCCCAAUACCCAGCACAACUCUUAAAAUCGUACCUCCAAUAUCAUGCUUUAGUAAGCGGAGCAAUAUAG
Molecule: messenger RNA, 540 nt
Organism: Protopolystoma xenopodis
Lineage: Eukaryota; Metazoa; Platyhelminthes; Monogenea; Polystomatidea; Polystomatidae
Source: the annotation of a GenBank genome assembly